Thlaspi arvense is the source of this 1128-nucleotide messenger RNA. The record is from the annotation of a GenBank genome assembly. NCBI's taxonomy places the organism in Eukaryota, Viridiplantae, Streptophyta, Magnoliopsida, Brassicales, Brassicaceae.
AACCUCCGUUCACUUUUUUCAACCGCCGGUUGAAUCCCUUAACCUAAAUUUAUUCAUUCGUUCCUAAGGAACCUAACAAUGUCUUCUCCAGUGGCCGCAAAAUCCAACCUAACGACGCACCGAUCCGCUUCGUUAAACAUCCCACACUCGACUAGUACCAAUCGCGACCACGAUCUCCGGUAUAGCCUCUCCGCUGGUCCUCGUACGAACGAGGAUCGUCCGCCGUCGGGGAACGGCAUCGCCGGAACCCUCUACAAAUGGGUCAACUACGGCCAAGGGUGGAAACGGCGGUGGUUUGUCCUCCAGGACGGUGUUUUGUCGUAUUACAGAAUCCACGGUCCGGAUAAGAUCUCUCUCUCCGUCGAGAUGGAUCGGCGAUCUAAACUGAUCGGCGGCGAAUCAUUACGGUUCAUCUGCCGCCACAGCCAACGCGGUGAUGUUCAUAGUCCCGGAAAACCGCUCGGUCAAAUUCACCUCAAGGUCUCAAGGAUCGGACAAAGCAUAUCAGACGGCAAGAGAUUCACCGUAUUCACCGGUACGAAGAGUCUGCAUUUACGUGCUGCAACAAACGAAGAUCGUACGGCUUGGAUCGAAGCCCUGCAAGCUGUUAAAGAAACGUUUCCACGAAUGUCAAACGAAGAGCUAAUGGCAACGACGACUGAUGUCUCAGUCUCGACCGAUAAACUAAGACAGAGAUUAAUGAAAGAAGAAGUUGACGAGACAAUCAUCAAAGAGUGCGAAGAUAUUAUGAAGACCAAUUUCAUCGCUUUGCAUGAUGAGGUCAUGACGCUUAAGCAAUACCAAUAUCAUCUCGUAGAUUCUCUCAAGAACGUUAAUAACGAACCUAUGUCCCAGUAAGCAAAAACUUUCAUGAACUAUCUCUCUCUCAAAGUUUGAUUUAUUUUGGGAUUUAAAAGUUAAAGUAGACUUUUUUGCGUAAUAAUGGGAAAACCAUAAAUUGAUUUGGUUUUGUUCCAAUUUCCUUUAGUAAUUUAUGGGCCAUAUUAGUGAAAGCCAUUUAGAGAUUAUUAUGUAGUCUAUAAAGUAUAGGUCCAAUUAAAAUUUCCACGUAGAAAUCCUUACAAAUCUCAAUCUCUCAACAGUAAAAUACCAAAAUGAAGAUUAAGG